Molecule: messenger RNA, 718 nt
Organism: Zophobas morio
Lineage: Eukaryota; Metazoa; Arthropoda; Insecta; Coleoptera; Tenebrionidae
Exons: 6
Coding region: 77-718 (213 amino acids)
Molecular function (GO): 3'-5'-RNA exonuclease activity
Source: RefSeq, a predicted model, not a curated record
GCCAUCUAAGACUUACAUAACAACUGGCGACUAUAAACCUGACGGCUGUGGAAUCUUUUGGAAAGAUUCUUUGUUUAUGGUAGUGUACGUCAAGCGCUUUUACUAUAAGGACAUUCAUUGCAGAGUAGCUUUAAUGGCCAUUUUAAGGCACAGAACAUCGGGUGCUUACGUGGCUGUAAUUAAUACUCAUCUUUACUGGGAUCCUGAACAAGAAGACGUUCAACUGCAAGAACUUUUUUACUUAAAUCAGGAGGUAAGACGAACCUUUUUUUCUUUAGGAAUUAUAGCCUCUGAACUUCCUAUUGUGUUCUGCGGUGAUUUCAACAACGUGCCUCAAAGUCUUCUUUACCGCUUCGUUCGAGGCUACAUGUUUAAUUACAGUGAUCAAGAAGCUCGUAACUUUAACGGGAGCCGCCCUUGGGCAAUUAAGAACGGAGUUUUAAAGAGUGCCUACUCUUACUACCAGCGAAAUAACAGUGAGCGUACCAGUAGAUCUUUCACGCUAAACAAAGAAAUUGAAGGGGAGCCGCCCUUCACUACCGUCACUAGUCGGCGCUGCCAUACCGUCGACUACAUCUGCGAGGAGAGUUUGAGGGAAGAAAAGCUAACGGGAGCGCCGUGUGGCGGGCUUCCCAAUUCCUGUCAGCCGUCCGACCACCUAUCCCUUAUGGCUUGCUUUGAAUUUUUGGUGCCGCGUAAUAAAAAUAAUGCUCGGUAA